GGCAGUGUCCUCUCUACAUCGUUCGCCACUCCUCUAUCCCCGACCCCGACCCUAUCUGGUUCUGGAACCAUCUUCUGACGUGGACGCGUUCAUAAUUUAAUCCCUCAUCCACCCUGCUCCCAACAAUUCUUGUGCUAUUCCUGUAUUCCAUUCAUCCCAUCGAACCAGUUCCUCUCCGAUCUCGAGCUUUCUUGCUCCCUCCAAGCCGCGAGUUCCAAUGGCUGACUUCUUCUUCGGGAGCCCGUUCCGGCGCCGCUUCUUCCACGCGCGGCCCUUCCCGGCCGUGGAGUGGUCCUCCUCCGGCGCGGCGGCCAUGGACUGGGUGGAGACCCCGGCCGCCCACGUGCUCCGCAUCAACGUGCCGGGGCUCGGCAAGGACGACGUCAAGGUCCAGGUCGAGGAAGGGAACGUGCUCACCGUCCGGGGCGACCCGCCCGCGGGGAAGGACAAGGGCGACGGGGAGCACGGGGACGGGGCGGUGUGGCACGUGGCGGAGCGCGGGAAGACGGAGUUCGCGCGCGCGGUGGCGCUGCCGGAGGACGUGCGGGUGGACCGGAUCAGGGCCGGCGUGGAGAACGGGGUGCUCACCGUCGUGGUGCCCAAGGAGCCCGCCACGGCCCGGCCCAAGCCCAGGCCCAUCGCUGUCCACAGCAAGCUCUGAGCUCGGCUGCCAUGGAGUAGCGACGGCGGUGUUGCUGCCGAUCGACGGCGUGCAGAAUGCUUCAAAUGCAGCAGCUGCGAUGUGACAUAUACGAUGGGAGUUUGUAAAGGAGUUGUCAAAUAGCCGCGAGCCGACGAGGCUUCGGUUGAAUAAUAAUACGACUUGACGCUGAACCUUAAUAUGCUAUUCUAGAUUUAUACUAGUAUAAAUAAAUAAAAUGAUAUGUAUAUAUUUCUCCUGUGUGUCUAUUGCUAAAACAGAGUCACAUAUAGGGUUGCAACCUUUUUGUAAAUAGAAAAAAAAUAAAAGUUGCAAUUAUAUGCUAUGG
Molecule: messenger RNA, 989 nt
Organism: Setaria italica (foxtail millet)
Lineage: Eukaryota; Viridiplantae; Streptophyta; Magnoliopsida; Poales; Poaceae
Product: 16.0 kDa heat shock protein, peroxisomal
Exons: 1
Coding region: 218-661 (147 amino acids)
Biological process (GO): response to hydrogen peroxide; response to heat; response to salt stress
Source: RefSeq, a predicted model, not a curated record